AUGACGGCGAAUGUUCACAGCAUUCGAAGUACUGAGCUUAGCGAAACGCCCCACUUUGACGCAUUUUUCGCUCCAUACGACAAGGGCAAUAGUACUAUUGGCACGGAACAUGUUGGUACCAUGCUUCUUGACAUGGGCUUUAUUGCAUCUCCAAAAGUCUUAGAAUGCGCUUUGGACGAUAUGGAUCCACAUGUGACAGGUGAAAUUGCCAAAUAUGCAUUUCUGGGGUGGAUUGACGAGCACGCAGACGAAAUUGACGAUACAUUUCGACAAUCUCCUCGUCACCAGCGACAGGAUGACGGUUUUUUGGAAGCACAUAGUGCAAUGCUGGACGCAAAGAAGCAGCGAAAGCAGGCUGAAAUUGAUGCUCAAUUACUUGCAAAUCGACUCGCUCAUUUACGAGCAGAAGACGCUCGUGCACAAAAACGGAUCGAAGAUGCUAUUCGAAGAGCUGGAGAAAUUGAAGCCAUGAAGAAGCGUAAUGAUGCCAAGCAUCGUGUUAAGCAAGCAGCGAACGACCAGCUGCAACGCGAUAUCGAAUCUCAACGCCAAUGUAACCAGGCAUUGCAAUCGUUGUCAAGGGAACGUCGCAAUAAGAUUAUUGCAAAGUACGCAUCGCAACGUGCUCAGGUCGUAAAGGAAACCCGUGCAGAGAAGAAAAUAUACUUGAAUCAUAUGGAACGACAGAGAGAAAUGGAUCGAUCCUGGCUAGUAGAGCGCUCGCAAGAAAUUCGAAACAAGGAAAAACAAGCCAUUCGUCAGCGUCAUAUCGUGCAAAGAGGGUAUGAGAAGGAACUGGUGAAGAAAGCGCAUGACAACUUGAAAGAGGAGAACAAGAGACGGUUGGUGUCUGAAAAAAGGAUUGAACGAUUGGAGUCGGAAGAGGCAGAACUGAUUGUGCAACUGCGUCUGACGCAGGAGUUUCAACGCGCUGCUUUUGAAGAGCUAGAAUUUGUCGCUCACGAGACUUAA
Plasmopara halstedii is the source of this 972-nucleotide messenger RNA. RefSeq lists its product as uncharacterized. The transcript is spliced from 2 exons. Bases 1 to 972 code for a protein of 323 amino acids. The record is from RefSeq and is a predicted model, not a curated record. Lineage: Eukaryota; Oomycota; Peronosporomycetes; Peronosporales; Peronosporaceae.